CCGUGCCGCUCCGUGCCGCCCCCCCAGCUCCGUGCCAGCCCCGCCGGGAGCCCGGGGGGCUCGGCGGCAUGGAGGGGCGAGCGGGCUGAGGGGGGCCCCGACGGGGAGGCGGCGGCGGCGGGCGGGGGGGGGGGCUCACCGCCUUUCUUUUUUUUUUUUUGCCGUCCCCCCCGCAGGGAGCGGCCGGCCCCCGCGCCACCAUUACCUCUCCCGGCAAGGAGGACCUGCUGUCUCUCGCCGCCCGGCUCUGGCAGCGGAGGAGGCGGCUGCUGGCCGCCGCCGGGCUCGCCCUGGCCAUGGCAGUCGCCCUGCUGGUCGCCGUGCCCCUGCUGCUGCUGCAGGCGCCCGCCGAGAGCGGCGCCCACUACGAGAUGAUGGGCACCUGCCGCAUGAUCUGCGACCCCUACAGCGCCGCCCGGCCCCCCGGCCCCGGCAGCACGGCCGCCGUGGAGGCUCUGCAGGACCCGGGGGCCAACCCCCCGCCGCCGCCCUUCGUCCACCAGGGCCCCAAAGGGGAGCCGGGCCGGCCGGGCAAGCCGGGCCCGCGGGGUCCCCCCGGGGAACAGGGACCCCCCGGUCCCCGGGGGCCUCCGGGGGAGCGGGGCGAGGCGGGGAAGCCGGGGCUGCCCGGGCUGCCGCUGCCCGGGGCGGGGGGCGGCGGGGGCAGCGGCGGCGGGGCGGCGGCGGGGGGCGGCGAGGCGGCGGGGGGGCUGAGCGCCGCCUUCAGCGGGCCCCGCAUCGCCUUCUACGUGGGGCUCAAGAGCCCCCACGAAGGCUACGAGGUGCUCAAGUUCGACGACGUGGUCACCAACCUGGGCAACCACUACGAGCCGGCCAGCGGCAAGUUCACCUGCCAGGUGCGCGGCAUCUAUUUCUUCACCUACCACAUCCUCAUGCGCGGCGGCGACGGCACCAGCAUGUGGGCCGACCUCUGCAAGAACGGGCAGGUGCGGGCCAGUGCCAUCGCCCAGGACGCCGACCAGAAUUACGACUACGCCAGCAACAGCGUGGUGCUGCACCUGGACUCCGGCGACGAGGUGUACGUCAAGCUGGACGGAGGCAAAGCGCACGGAGGCAACAACAAUAAGUACAGCACUUUCUCUGGCUUUCUUUUAUACCCCGAUUAAAACAGAGCGAGCGACACGACCCUGCUGACCCCGCCAGUGAUGCGUGUGGGGCUGGCUGGUGUCUCCGUACCCCGUCGUGCCGCGGUUCCCGCUGGUGUCCGCUGUCUCCACAGGUCACUUUGGCUUUGUUACCACUUCGUACGGUUUUUUUUUUCCUCUUUUUUUUUUUUCUUUUCCCGUGGAAACGAAAUGCGAGUGAAACAAAGCGAUCCCCUGCUCUGAGCCCCCCUGUCCCUUUGUCAGCCUCAGUGUUUUGUGUGUCACACCAGGAGCUCGGCGGCUCGAAACUCCCGAGUGGUCCCCGUGGUGCGCACGGGGGCUCAGAGUUCAGCCUGUGCCACACACGGAAUUUGAACCGGUCGUUUUCUUUUUGGUCGAUGAGUAUUAAUCACGAUGCUGAAUUUUCGGAUUGAUUAUUCAUGAAGUGGUUUUGAUUAUUCAUGGAGUGGCCAUAACUGGUUUUUCCUCUGCUGCUUCGUUUGUAUGGGGUCAAGUGUAAACUUUUCUUUUCUGUGCAACGCGAUGCUCGUGUGAAUGACGAUGUCACUAACGGCAAAUCUGUUCCUGUCUGCAAAAAGAAUUCAGUCCUUGACCACAAUCACCGAAACACCACAUUAAAUUAUGUUUUUAGACAA
Molecule: messenger RNA, 1762 nt
Organism: Anas platyrhynchos (mallard)
Lineage: Eukaryota; Metazoa; Chordata; Aves; Anseriformes; Anatidae
Gene: C1QL2
Product: complement C1q like 2
Molecular function (GO): protein binding
Source: RefSeq, a predicted model, not a curated record